AUGAGCUGGCAUGAUAUGAAGAUGUGGCCAACUUGGAAAGACGUGUCACCUUGUUUUAGUGUUUUAUUUCCGCCCACUUUUAUAGCCAACGAGCUGAUCUCAUCCUUAUCAUCAUCAUUGCCCUUUGUUCAAGAUGAAACGGUUGUUGAGAAAGCGGAAACGGUUCAUAAAACGAACAACAAAGUAGUUUCGGUGUUUGCAGCCGGUAUGCGAGCAUUUAUAUAUCAAUUACAAAGCUUUUAUCUUAGAACGCCGGUGAAAUUGUUUCGACCUUCGAGAUUUGAUUACAUGGCAUAUGUCAGGGCAUUUGCUGAUCGUAUUGACAAUAUUCUGGAAAAACCAUAUAGGAUCAGAACUCAUUCUUCUAUAGGGAUGCUUGUGAAUGUUCUUCGAAAGCAGGGUUGGAAAUUUAUUCCUGAUAAUGUACUACCGCCGCUAAUUGCAAAUUCGGCAACGGGAUUGAUAUUGUACGGAACGUACUUGACUGCUUUGGACCAUUACACCAAAAAAAAGAGCCGGGGUGGCAAGCAAGCGGAUUUCAAUUGGUAUGCUCCAAUAGAUACCUGGCGCGCUGGGUUUGUCGCCGGUAUGGCACAAUCAUUAGCUGCUGCUCCGAUUGAUGCAAUCUACACGAGACUGUCAGUGUCUGAGAUGUUGGAAGGCUCUCAUGAGAAUCUAUGGAGGUUUGGUUUGAACAAACUCAAGGAAAUAGGACUUGUUGGGGUCUUUGCGGGCUAUGGGUUCUCCUUGAUCAAGGAGAGCUUUGGAUUUGCAUAUUAUUUUGCAACAUUUGAGCUUGUUAAAACUCAAGGGUACAAUAUUACAUAUAGAAUUAUAAAAUUCUAUAGAGACCAGGAAGAAAUGAUCAAGAAGAAAUUACAAAAGUGGUUCCAUUGGGACGAAGAGCAAGCUGAUGAGAAAAUGGAGAGACUAGAAAGGUAUCGUCUGGCAAAGUUGUUGAAAUCCUCGUUUGUUCUCUUGGCGGGGGCCUCGGCCGCUUUCUCUUUGCUUGCCAUCCAAUACCCAAUAUCAAAAGUACAAAAGAUUCAUUUGUCCAGACUCGAAGCCUACGAUUUUUAUAAUGCCUCAACGAGAAAAGAAAAGCCCUUUUUCAAACUUUAUUAUAACUCGUACAUUGACACAUUCAAUCAGGUAUUAAGAAUGAAGCGAAGAGCAAAAAUAACAUGGUUUCAAGCUGCAUAUAGUGGAUUCGCGAGGAAUGCAUUGACAACCAUUCCUGCAACAUCCAUAGCAUUGCUUGUAUUUGAAAUCACAAGAACAAGACUUGCAGACAAUUUCGACGACUACGAACUCCUUGAUGCAUGA
Molecule: messenger RNA, 1326 nt
Organism: Lodderomyces oxycetoniae
Lineage: Eukaryota; Fungi; Ascomycota; Pichiomycetes; Serinales; Debaryomycetaceae
Exons: 1
Coding region: 1-1326 (441 amino acids)
Biological process (GO): mitochondrial L-ornithine transmembrane transport
Cellular component (GO): mitochondrion
Molecular function (GO): L-ornithine transmembrane transporter activity
Source: RefSeq, a predicted model, not a curated record